AGUGUAUUGAGCUCAAUGCUAGUUUUCUUAGAUAUAAGAAAAAUGACGUUAGAUUGCUGACGAGAUAAAACAUAUAUUAAUUUUUAUAUUUAAAAUAAUUGUUAGGCUCUAAAAAUAUACACUAGAGCUGUGAAAUUCAGUAUGUCAUUGGAGCAAACUGCGUGUGAAGACUUAAAGGCGUUCGAACGACGUCUUACAGAAGUUAUAGGGUGUCUACAACCUUCUACAAAUAGAUGGAGAAUUCUUCUUGCCGUAAUAUCAGUGUGUACAGCUGUAGGGGCAUGGCACUGGCUGACUGAUCCACACACAUCAGCAGUGUCUUUCAUGCAGUCUCUCUGGAACCAUCCAUUCUUUGCCAUUGCUAGCAUUUGCCUUGUGGUGCUGUUUAUCCUCGGAGUUCACAAGCGGGUUAUAGCUCCAUCCAUCAUCACAGCACGAACAAGAACUGUACUAGGGGACUUCAAUAUGUCAUGUGAUGACACAGGGAAACUGAUCCUCAAACCUCGGCCUACCACCACUUAAAAUUAGUUUUACCAAUCACUUCAUCUAUUUAAACUGAAAUUGUUCAUCUUACACCAUGAUUUGCUGAUGACAAUAAUGGACUGCUACAGUGCAUACUCCCAAUACAUUGUAAAUACUUUAUAAAUUAAUCACAUGUACAGUAAAUUUUAAUGUAUUAAACAGUAGUGAAGGAACUUCUGUCAUGAGUA
Messenger RNA from Zootermopsis nevadensis, 710 nucleotides. It is a transcript of the gene Cnep1r2, whose product is annotated as CTD nuclear envelope phosphatase 1 regulatory subunit 2. Gene Ontology annotation, cellular component: Nem1-Spo7 phosphatase complex; cytoplasm. NCBI's taxonomy places the organism in Eukaryota, Metazoa, Arthropoda, Insecta, Blattodea, Termopsidae. The record is from RefSeq and is a predicted model, not a curated record.